AUGAACGUUCCCAAGGGCCCCAGGAGGCUCAAGGGGCGCCCUGGUGGUCAGAACAAGUCCACAGACCAACAACGACCAGACACGCUUUACGUGAUCAACGACGACGACGGCAGUGUUAUGCGCUUUCCAGUCAACGAAAGGCGCAUGCGAUCGAUAUGUUCAAAAUGGCAAACCCUUCCAAGCUUCACAAACGGCUGCAAAAGACUUCGAAUUGAAGCUGUUAACUUUAAAGAUGAAAACGCAAAGGACGCCCUCAGAUCCAUCAUCGACAUUAUUCACAGACGGGACGGCAACCGCCGUCACUAUACAGACGCCAACCCUCGCCUCCUGUUCUACUCGGCACUAAUUCACGAAUCACUUGGAGCAUCCCAUAAUCUCACGUACCCUGGCGACAAGGAAUAUUACCUGUUCUUUCCGCCUAGGAGAAUCAAGCACAGUAUAUUCGAUCUUAUGCACGAGUCUAAGUAUUUGUAUCGCGUGCGAGACUGGUUAUUGCUAGCUGUGGUCGCUGACAGACUCAAACUCAACCCCAUCAUGGGGCUCAUCCACAACAGUCUGGCACUAUUCUGCAGAGCAGAUCGACUAGAUAUGCCACGUGAGUUGCGGCACGGCUCGAUGAAUGAUGUCGAAUGGGCGUUGAUAAAGGAACUGCGAUUAAUCGAUGAUCAAAUGUUGCAAACGCGACUGCAGUACGUUGAAAGGAUCUUCCACGCGUUGCGUCUUCUCUCCCACCAAGUCGAAAACAUGGACAAAGGUAUACUGCCUACUCAAGAGCAGUUCGAGGUUUACCAAGAGUACAGUGUGGCGCCGUGCUCAGAAUGUUACUCGAUCUCCUCAAAGGACUUCCAUCAAAGACUCCCAAAGGCAAGCCUUUGGCCUCUGUUUGACAACUCGUAUACGAUGUAUCAGGGCUCGGUCAUCGACGUGAUUCGCAAGAUUCGAGGCAUAGGAGAGGAUAUGGUUGACGAGGCAAAACGCCACAGACAGCGUGGGAGGUAUUGCAAUCAGCUCACGCAUCUUUAUCGAAAUACGAGAAAGCUUAGAAAGGAGCUCAUUUGCUAA
Fusarium pseudograminearum CS3096 is the source of this 1062-nucleotide messenger RNA. RefSeq lists its product as uncharacterized. The record is from RefSeq and is a predicted model, not a curated record. Lineage: Eukaryota; Fungi; Ascomycota; Sordariomycetes; Hypocreales; Nectriaceae. Bases 1 to 1062 code for a protein of 353 amino acids. The transcript is spliced from 2 exons.